Magnolia sinica is the source of this 3757-nucleotide messenger RNA. RefSeq lists its product as uncharacterized. Gene Ontology annotation, molecular function: nuclear import signal receptor activity. The record is from RefSeq and is a predicted model, not a curated record. The transcript has 22 exons. Gene Ontology annotation, cellular component: cytoplasm; nucleus. Lineage: Eukaryota; Viridiplantae; Streptophyta; Magnoliopsida; Magnoliales; Magnoliaceae. Gene Ontology annotation, biological process: protein import into nucleus. Bases 172 to 3498 code for a protein of 1108 amino acids.
CAAUACACAAGCUUCUGCUGCUGCUGCUGAUUUCUCAGCAUUCGAACUUCCAAUUCUGAAACUGGACGUGUCGGUGUCACACCCAACCUGUACGGUGGUAACAUAAUUCAAAGCACAAAGAGUUGAGAUUCCAAGAAGAAGAAUUAGAAAGGCGGAUAAGAUAUCGAUCACAUGGAUUCCCAGAUUCAAAUCCUUCUUGGUAGUGAUGCAGCGCCUUUCGAAUAUGUCAUAAAUAGUCUUUUGAGUGCCCAUAAUGAGUCUCGGGCUCAAGCUGAGCAUCUCCUGAAUGCCUGCAAGCUGAAAUAUCCUGGAAUCUUAUUAAUGAAACUUGCCCAUAUUCUGCAACAUGGGUCUGAACCUGGAUCAAGAUCAAUGGCAGCUGUACUUCUUCGCAAGAACAUUGGUCUCUGGCUGCAACUGGAUAAUGUCUCCCGAGGUAAAGUCAAGCAACAGUUGCUCUCUUGCUUGGUAUCUGAGGAAGUCAGAUCUGUCUGGAAACUAUUAUGCGAUACGGUGGCAGAAUUGGCUUCCACUGUCAUUUAUGAGGAUGGAUGGCCUGAGUUGCUUCCUUUCCUAUUCCAGUGUGGUGGAUCUGAGAAUUUAUGCUUGAAAGAAAAGGCACUCCUCGUAUUGGGUCAAUACAUGCCUAUUGCAACUUCAGAGAUGCAUCCACACCUUGAUACGAUUCAUGAAUUUUUUCGUCAAAGCCUUUCAUUAUCCAUGCCGGGCCAAGUUCACUUAGCAGCACUCCAUGCUGUUGCAAGUUUUAUACAGUUUUCCGGCUCACCAAAACGGAGAGAUAUGUUUCAGGACUUGCUUAUGCCAAUUAUGCAGGCACUGACUUCUGCACUUGAGGCUCAUUUCGAGGUAGUUGCACAAGAAGAACUGGAAGUACUUAUUGAAGUUGCAGGAAUAGCACCAGGCUUUCUCCGUGGACAGUUACAUGAAGUUUUGGGUUUUAUGAUUGAAAUAGUUGAAGCUCAAGGGCUAGAAGAUGGAACUCGGCAUCUGGCAUUGGAGUUUUUCUUGACUCUUGCAGAGACUCGGGGCUUUGCCACAGGAGUGAUGAGAAAACUUCCUCAGUUGGUUGCAAGAUUGUUUGUUUUCCUAGUGAACCUUUUAGUAGAUGUUGAAGAUACUCCUUUAUGGUAUGCCGCUGACAUGAAGGAUUUGAAUGCUGGUUUGUCCACUAAUUUUGAAACAGGAAAGGAAGGCUUAGACCGCCUUUCUUAUUCUUUGGGUGGUAAAAUAAUACUUCCAAUUGCUUCUGAGGUAGUUCCUUCUUAUCUGAAUGACCUUGACUGGAGGAAGCGGCAUGCUGCUCUCAUCACACUGUCACAGAUCGCUGAAGGCUGUCAGAAGGUUAUGAUAAAAAGUCUCGACUCUGUUGUAGAUAUGGUUUUAGUUUCAUUCAGUGAUCCUCAUAUACGAGUACGUUGGGCAGCUAUCAGCGCGAUUAGUCAGCUUUGUAUUGACUUUAGUUCUGAACCAGUGGAGCAUUUUCACCAGAAAAUUGCCCCAGCUCUCAAUGAUGCACUGGGAGACUUUCAAAACGCUCGUGUUCAAGCUCAUGCUGCAGCAGCAAUUGCCAAUUUCUGCCGUGGUUGCACUGCUGAAGUUUUAAAGCCCUGGUUAGGUGGGCUUACGGAGAAACUACUUCUCCUACUCCAGAAUGGGAAACUCAUGCAGCAGGAAGUUGCUCUGACGGCUCUUGCUGCUGUUGCCUAUUCAGCUCAGUCCCUUUUCCGAGUUUACUAUGAUGUUGUGAUACCUUAUUUGAAGCAUAUCCUCUGUAAUACAACGGAUAGUGAAGAUAGAAUGCUUCGUGCAAAGUCUCUGGAGUGCAUUAGUGUCAUAGGUUUGGCUGUUGGCAAGGAUAAGUUCAGCCAUGAUGUCAAGGAGGUUAGUGAUGUGUUUAAGGGUCUUCAAACAAGUGUUCUAAGCAACAAUGGCGAUGAUCCAACUGCUUGUUAUAUGCUUCAGCAGGCGUGGGCCCGCAUUUGCAAAUGCCUGGGAAAGGAUUUUCUGCCUUACAUUGGUGCUGUAAUGCCACCUCUCUUGCAAAUGGUUCAACUCAAUCCUGGAGUCACAGUGACUGAUGCAAAUGCUCUAUUCGAACAAGUCACUCCUUCUGAUCAUGACAGAAAUAGCAGGACAACAAUUACCAUAGGGAACAAGAGAAUAGGUGUAAAUAUAAACAUGUUAGAAGAUAAGACUACUGCCUGCAACGUGCUUUCCUGCAUUGUGGAUGAGUUAAAGGAGGGGUUUUAUCCCUGGUUGGAUCAGGUCCUUCCUAUUCUGGUACCGCUUCUAAACUUCUCAUUCCAUGAAGUUCGGAUGGCCGCUGUUUCAGCUAUGCCCCAGCUACUGCAUGUGGGAAAAUCAGCAGUUGGUAAAGGCCUCGCCCAAGGACGCAAUGCAUCUUUUGUUAAGGAACUUUCAGAUUAUAUCAUUGCAUCCCUUGUUAAAGCAUUACACAAGGAGCUCUUGGUGGGUGUUUUGACCAAGAUGUUGGGUUCUCUAGAUGAAAGCAUCCAGAUAUCAUGGACCAUCCUUGAAGCAGAUCAGGUUCAAGAUGUGGUUGAUGUGUUGAAACAUGUGAUUAUUGCUAGCAUAAGCAGAAGAAGGGAAAUACUUGAACAAAGAGCUUUGGAGGUCUUUGACGAAGAGGAAUUUGAGCUACUGAAGGAGGAGGAUGCUGAGGAAACUGCAGUUUUUGAGCAGGUUGGUAAAUGCUUUGGAACUCUCGCAAAGCUUCAGAAAUCGGCUUUUGCUCCAUAUUUUAAUGAAUUAGUACCCUUUAUUGCCCGAAUGCUGGUGAAUGACUGGACAUUAGAGGAAAAAUACAUAGCAAUUUGCAUUUUUAACGAUGUUGCAGAGAAUUGUGGAGCUAGUGCUAUAAGAUAUCAUGGCAUAUUCUUACCAUUUCUUCUUGAAGCUUCUAUGGAUGCUGAUGCAGAUGUUUGUGUGGCGGCUAUCUAUGGAAUUGGCGUAUGUGCUGAACAUGGAGAUGCAAAGUCAAUGCCUUUCAUUGAAGAAGCAUUGAGAAGGCUAUAUUACAUCAUCAAACACCGAUCAACUUCAAAAUUCGAUAAUCAGAUGGCAACUGAUAAUGCCAUAUCCGCCCUUGGUAAGAUUUGCGAAUACCGAAGAGACUGCAUCAAUGCUACUCAGGUCCUUCCAGCUUGGCUUAGCUGUCUCCCCAUAAGAAAUGAUCUCAAGGAAGCCAAAGUUCUACAUGGACUAUUCUUCCGAAUGGUGGCAAGGUCAGAUGCUUUGUUGCUGGGCCGAAACAAUCAGAACUUACCCAAGAUACUUUCGGUGUUUGCUGAGAUACUAACUGCGGAAGGUGACCUUGCAUACGAAGAGACGUUGGCAGAGAUCCCAGAUCUGUUACGGAAGUUAAUGCGAGCAAUACCACCGACUGCUUUUGCUUCCUUGUGGGCAUCAUUGCCAGCUCGGCACCAAGAGGUACUGCACCCCAUAUUCAAAACCUGAUACUGUAUAUAGAUUCUCUCCUGAGGUUCGAUUUUGAUGGGUGGUGCGGUUUUUCUCCACUGAUUGUAGUUUGUGCAUUUAUCGAUCUCAAUCAGCUGUUGUUGUAAAUUUUCGUGUAUUUGAUGUUGUACAUUGAAAGUUUUGUAGGAAUUAGUUACAAAAGGGAGGGGUUAUUGCAUCAGGCUCUCUGUAACACUACUGGGUUUUUCAUUUACACAUGAUUGAUGUUCUUUUAUAAGAUUUGUUUCUUUCUCCUGUA